UAUUCUCUUUUGCUCGUUCCCCAAGAAAGAUUUUCAUUUCAUUAUUCACAUUCAGUUGCAGUUUUGAGUUGAGUGCGGACUGAGUAACAGUGUAUCAGACCGGACUGGUAACUUUUCACCAGUCAAAAUGAGGUUCCUACUUCUGUCGAUAGUAUUAAUUCUCUUGGUCAGCGACAUUUCCUCUGAGAAAGUUAGGAAACAUAAAAAGUAUAGGAAGAGACCUGCAGCAGUUGUGGAAGAAAUUGUUGAAAGUGAGGAAAAUGUACCAGACACACCAGCACAAGUAGCUGACGAUGUUAUUGAUAACAGAACACCAUUAAUAGAUCCAUGUUUUCAAGUUCAUUGUGGUGCUGGCCGAAUUUGUGAAGUAGACAGUAAAGGGGAAUCUCAAUGCGUUUGCAUACCAAACUGUCCUGUUGAGACAGAGUCACGUCGAAAAGUUUGUUCCAACCACAAUGAAACUUGGUCGUCUGAUUGUGCUGUGUACCAACAACGUUGCUUAUGUGACAAGGGAGACCCAGAAUGCAAAGGAGAGCAAUAUAAGCAUGUCCAUAUCGAAUACUACGGAGAAUGUAGAAACAUGCCAGAAUGUACUAAAGAAGAAAUGGCUGACUUUCCUCGCAGGAUGCGUGAUUGGCUCUUUAACAUUAUGAGAGAUUUAGCUGACCGUCAGGAAUUAACUCCUCAUUACUUAACUAUGGAACGUGAGGCCGAAUCAAAUAUGACCCGCCGCUGGACUAAUGCUGCUAUUUGGAAAUUCUGUGAUUUGGAUGGACAUCCACCAGAUAGAUCAGUAUCUCGACAUGAACUUUUCCCCAUCCGUGCGCCCUUAAUGUCUUUGGAACACUGCAUCGCACCUUUCUUGAAUUCUUGUGACAGUGAUAAUAAUCACAGAAUUACCCUUAAGGAGUGGGCCAAAUGUUUAGAAUUGGAAGAGGAUGAAAUUGAAGACAAGUGUGAAGAAAUUAUUGAUGAGGAAUAAUACUAAAUUGUACAUUAAUCUGUUAGAUUUAGGAAAUGCCAACAUAACUUUAACAUACUCAAUCUUUGUUGCAGAAUGAAAUGGUGCUAUUUAGUUAAAAAAUAUAUUUUUUGAAAAUAUUUUUAUAUUAUGUUGAAA
Molecule: messenger RNA, 1120 nt
Organism: Anoplophora glabripennis (Asian longhorned beetle)
Lineage: Eukaryota; Metazoa; Arthropoda; Insecta; Coleoptera; Cerambycidae
Gene: SPARC
Product: SPARC
Exons: 7
Coding region: 128-982 (284 amino acids)
Biological process (GO): anatomical structure development
Molecular function (GO): extracellular matrix binding; protein binding; calcium ion binding
Source: RefSeq, a predicted model, not a curated record